AUGAACAACAAAGUUCUCAUCAUUACUGCAUUCUUACUAGUUAUUGCUGGAGCAACAGCUAGAGAAUGUUAUAAAUGUACUGCAUGUCCAAAACCAUUCAAAGGAAAUGAAGCAGGUGUCUCUAAAGUCACUGUCUCCGACAACAAUUAUUGCGAAAAAACAAUUCUUCCUGUUGUCAAUACUGAAAGUCGAGGCGAUGGAGGAGCUGAUUGUAAACCUGUUGAUAAAUAUACAUUCUGUUGCAAGGGUGACUUAUGUAACGGAGUAACAACAGGCACAUGGAGUGCUAAACUUUUGGUAGCAGUAGCUAGUCUAUUUUUUGUCGUACAAUACUUUCAUUAA
This is a messenger RNA of Adineta steineri, 342 nucleotides long. The record is from the annotation of a GenBank genome assembly. NCBI's taxonomy places the organism in Eukaryota, Metazoa, Rotifera, Eurotatoria, Adinetida, Adinetidae.